AUGCCAGAGUUAAUUUACUAUCUCUUCCAUAUCGCAUUUACGGCGAUACUAUCAGCUGAAGCUGCUGACACGGUCCUCGGAUGUAACGCCCCGGGCACGAUUAUACCAUCCAGCUCCCAUUUAGGCCAAGAUUGCACGAUUACAUCUAUGUUAGCUACGGAAUCUACCAUCCUCCCCACCGGCACUUAUACCUUCUGCACGUGCGGGAAAAGCCAGUAUGACAUCACUACCUUCACGCAGGGUAAAUCUACAAACCUUGCAUGUGUCAUAAGUGGUCCCCGUGUGAGCAUAGUUUCCGUGCAAUCCAUGAUCCCGGCCACAACGUCAAAGACCCCUUCUUCUACGAUCACUAGUACGGGAGGUAUACGUUCACCUUCCAAAAUUACACCCGCAACCUCGGAUGACUCUCCAACUCCGAGCGUCUUGUCCACAGAGUCAGAUGCACAUUCUACUGCCUCCUUGUUCUCGUUCUCAACACUGGAUUCUACUCCUACUACCGAGUCCUCCGUACAACUAGAUUCUAAGACAGCAUCCCUCACAAGUAUACUCUGCGCUACCAAAGUGCCUUCGUCGGCGCAUGCCAAGCCAUGGGGCUCAACCUUCAAGGUAACGGACGCUAGUUCCGCGGUAGCCAGAGCCUGUGACUUUGAAUCUUUUGCUCUAAGUCGAUCAAUGGGCGAGCACUCGUCGGAUUCUUCCGACUUUCACUACGAAGAGCUAAGUAUGUCAAAAGAAGGCAAGGACAUCAAAAUGUUAUUUGCUGCAGCUGUCCGAAGUAACUGUAACAUCAUGUUUUCCCCUGAGUUAUGCAAGUACGUCUUCAAUUCAAUGAUCUCGGGACAUCCUUCUUGUCCCGAAGAUCAGGAUUGGACAAUGGGAGGUAUGGGGAUCAGUGACUGCGGCUAUUUUCUGCUCACCGGAACAUCGUACGAUACGCGAGAUCCCUUUGCAGAUAUGCAUUCUUCUGAGGAUUGGAAGUAA
Messenger RNA from Aspergillus affinis, 981 nucleotides. RefSeq lists its product as uncharacterized. The record is from RefSeq and is a predicted model, not a curated record. The transcript is spliced from 2 exons. Lineage: Eukaryota; Fungi; Ascomycota; Eurotiomycetes; Eurotiales; Aspergillaceae. The coding region runs from base 1 to 981 and encodes 326 amino acids.